AUGUCUAAUGUGAAGAGAGCAUUGCGGCAGUUUACGUUCGGAAGUGGCAAGACCGCCGGCCGCAACUCGUCGAGGCACAUAACGUCGUUUCACAGAGGCAGUGAAGCUAAGCGGCUGCAACGAACUGUAGAUCUCAAAAGGAACACCACUUCUUCCUUGGGUGUCGUCAAACGGAUCCAGUACGAUCCUAACCGUUCUUCCAACAUCGCACUCGUUUGCUGGCUACAAGGCGUCCACCAUCGCCAACGUCGCGCCGGCACCGAUGCCGUGUCCUGCUUGUUCAAGCUCCUAGCCCUCAAUCCCAUUGUCACUAACAGUGACAACAUUCGUGGCAUUUAG
Molecule: messenger RNA, 339 nt
Organism: Vigna radiata var. radiata (mung bean)
Lineage: Eukaryota; Viridiplantae; Streptophyta; Magnoliopsida; Fabales; Fabaceae
Product: 60S ribosomal protein L2, mitochondrial-like
Exons: 1
Coding region: 1-339 (112 amino acids)
Biological process (GO): cytoplasmic translation
Cellular component (GO): ribosome
Molecular function (GO): structural constituent of ribosome; RNA binding
Source: RefSeq, a predicted model, not a curated record